Aspergillus ruber CBS 135680 is the source of this 1065-nucleotide messenger RNA. RefSeq names its product TspO/MBR family protein. The record is from RefSeq and is a predicted model, not a curated record. The coding region runs from base 268 to 804 and encodes 178 amino acids. NCBI's taxonomy places the organism in Eukaryota, Fungi, Ascomycota, Eurotiomycetes, Eurotiales, Aspergillaceae. The transcript is spliced from 3 exons. Gene Ontology annotation, cellular component: mitochondrial outer membrane.
GAGCGGAGAGCGGAGAGCGAAGAGAAGAGAGUAGUAUACAGUGAGUAGCAGUAGCAGUGGUAGCAGUGGUAGUAGUGGUGGUGGUGGUGGUAAUGUAGAGAGGGAGGUGAGCAUCCGGAAGACCGCCAAGACCAACCACGAUGACGUCGUUGGAAUUCCAAGCAGGGAACCACGACUUCACUACGAAGUACUCCUGUUUUCUCUGCUUCUCUGCUUCUGUGCUGUUUUCUCAACACUCAAUUCCACCCUUAGUGUAUCACAGCUAACAUGCCGUGGUCAUUUGCUCUCCCCCAGGCAGUGUUUGCCUCGCCAAUUCUUUCCACGACCAGCCCCCUGGCGGCGGGAAUGUUGACGGGCUACCUGGUUAACCGAGGCGGCACGACCAAAGCCAAGUAUGGCAGCAUCCGGCAACCUCCGUUUCGCCCCCCGACGUGGCUCUUCCCUGCAGUCUGGACACUGCUCUACCCACUGAUGGGCUACGCUGCCCACCACGCAACGACGACAGGCCUAUCAGCAUCGACCUUCUCCCCGGAGAUCCGUGAUUUGACCAAGACCUCGCAGACACUUUACACAGCCCAAUUGGUGUUCAAUUAUUUGUGGAUGCCGCUAUUCUUUGGACUCCGGCGUCCCGAUCUAGCCUUGGCGGAUCUGGUCGCGAUAGGGGGGAAUGUGGCUGGAUUGCUGCAUCUCUGGUGGCAAAUUGACCGGACUGCGUUUUGGAUGCUAGUGCCAUAUGCGAGUUGGGUGGGAUUCGCAAUGUAUCUGAACAUUGGCGUUGGAUGGUUGAAUAACUGGCGGAUAUAGACCCCUGUAAGUACUCAAGAGUACUCGGAAUGAUAAUCGACUGCCGAUCUAUUGCAAGCUCAAUAGCAAUAAUUCCGAUUGAUAUCACGUGCGGUCUACGGGCCAGAAAUAGAAAUGCCAAUCCGAAACGAAGUCUAGACCGGGACCGUUUUUAUGCGCUUUCUAUGUGGUAAGGCUACGUGGGUCUUUUAGUUGAAUUGAGAAGCUGUUAUAUCUGCAGUAGUAGUGGUAGUGGUAGUAGUAAUAGUAUUCUUUAUCUGU